ACUACAGCAAUCAUGCACUCAAAAGCUGCUGAAGUAUGAACUAUUCAGUGCAACAGGUUUAUCCACUAUGUUUGUUCCACAUGCCACUGCCCACAUGGGCAUAAAGUGACAUGCAUCAUAUUGCACAGUUUCACUUUGUGAGCGGUGUGUUCGAGAUUCACCAUCAGAGCAAACGCAGGAGUUACACCUACAGUGGAAAGAAUACUGGAUAACUGGAAAACUGCAACUCAACCUGCUGCUGAUUUCACGUUUGAAAAGGAGUUUUAAAAGAGCGACAGCAAAGUGAAAGUAACUUUUAAGGAACUUCCGCAGUUGACUGGUUUGCAUUGUUCUGCCUGCUGUGUUUCCUGCUUCACCCAGCGACAAAAUGUCUUCUAAAUUAGUAAAGGAUCUCUCCUGUCCUGUCUGCCAUGAUAUCUUCAAAGAACCGGUUGUUCUGUCGUGCAGCCACAGCUUUUGUAACGACUGUCUGCAGAGAUGGUGGACAGAGAAACUGAUUCACGAGUGUCCACUUUGUAAGAAAAUAACUUUGCUGAAUGAUCCACCUCGUAACUUGGUGUUAAAGAAUCUGUGUGAGGCCUUUUUACUGGAAAGAGAUCAGAGAGCUUCAGCUGAGCCUCUCUGCAGUCUGCACUCUGAGAAACUCAGACUCUUCUGUCUGGACCAUCAGCAGCCAGUGUGUGUCGUCUGUCGGGACUCUAAAACACACAACAACCACAGAUUCAGACCCAUCGAUGAAGCUGCACAGGAUCACAGAGAGGAGCUCCAAAUAACUUUGAAGCCUUUACAAGAGAAACUGAAGCUGUUUGAACAAGUUAAAAUAAACUAUCAUCAAACAGCAGAACACAUUAAGGUCCAGGCCCAACACACAGAGAGGCAGAUUAAGGAGCAGUUUAAGAAGUUUCACCAGUUUCUAAAAGAGGAAGAGGAGGUCAGGAUCACUGCUCUGAGGGAGGAAGAGGAGCAGAAGAGUCAGGUGAUGAAGGAGAAGAUGGAGGCUCUGAGCAGAGAGAUAGCAGCUCUGUCACACACAGUCAGAGCCACAGAGGACGAGCUGAGAGCUAAAGACGUGUCAUUCCUGCACAACUACAAGGUUACAGUGGAAAGAGUCCAGCAGCGCCCCCUGCUGGAUGAUCCACAGCUGGUCUCAGGAGCUCUGAUAGACGUGGCCAAACAUCUGGGCAACCUGACCUUCAACAUCUGGAAAAAGAUGAAGGAGAUGGUCUCCUACAGUCCUGUGAUUCUGGAUCCAAACACUGCUGAACCACAUCUCAUCCUGUCUGAGGAUCUGACCAGUGUGCAACGUGGAGAGAAACAGAAGCUUCCUGUAAACCCAGAGAGGUUUAAGAUCCACCACUGUGUCUCAAGCUCAGAGGGAUUUCACUCAGGGACUCACAGCUGGGAUGUUGAGGUUAAAAGAGGUCAAUCCUGGACCCUCGGUGUGGUAGGAGAGUUUGCUCUAGGAAAGGAAAAAAUACAUGCUGGAUUCUGGGAAUUAUGUCUCCUUGAUGGCAAAUACACAGCAGCCUCACCACCACUUUCAGAUAAAGUUCUCUCAGUGAAGAAUAAGCCCCAGAGAAUCAGAGUUCAGCUGGACUGUGAAGGAGGAAAGCUGUCGUUCUAUGAUCUUGAUACUAACACACACAUACACACCUUUGGAGACGUACAAACCUUUAUCUUUACCGACACUGAAUGGCUGUUCCCGUACAUUAGGAACAACAAUGAACUCCCACUUAAGAUAUUACCAGCGCCAGUCUCUGUAACAGUGGAGCAGUGCACAAUCCCUACAAGUGUCUGGCAGAGUUUCUCUAUGCUAUUAAACUAGGCCAUAGGCCUGCUCAAUGCACAGUUCUAUACAUGUUCUAUGAGUUUAGAUGAAACAAAGAAAUGUUUUAUGCGGUUUGAAAGUUUUUUGUCUGUUUGUCGGCAGGUUUUCAACACAGGGUAAAUUUCUGUAUAUGAAUGAAUAGAGGAGAGUGUGAGUGUGUCAGGGAUAAAAGAACCAUGUUCAUGGGACUUUUUGAGACUUAGUUGUGUAAAAAAUGUACUGAUGGUUUUAAAUGAAAAGUUAUAGAUUUCAUGGAUGUUGUUAGUGUUAUUGAGUUUCCUUUUUGUGUGGUGGUGAUGAUGAAACUUGAUACUGGAGACAGCGUGAUUAUGGUAAUGUUCAUCCUCUCAGUGAUGAUAAGAAGAUAAGGUUACAGAUGUAUCAUGGAAAGUAUGUAUGCAUAUAGUAGAGCUCAUUUGAUACUGAAUAUUUGCUGCUCAUAGGGAUAUUUGAAUUUUAAGGAUACAAUGUGUAAUAUAAAAUAAUAUAUUGCCAGAUAUAAUUUUUUGUAUAUAAAUAUAUCAGUUAUAACAUGAUUCAUUUUAUAAUAUCCCUCCAGUCUGUGAGCAUAAGAUCAGAUUAGAAUUUUAUUUUAUAAAUGGCUUGUUUUGUAUGUUUUCCUUUUAGCUGCCUUGCUAAUAACUUCUAUGGUUGUUACCUAGUUUAAAAUGUCUCUGUUUUAGUCACAUGUUCUCUUUUGUUCUCCAAGAACGGAGCUGUACUGAUAUUUUACUGUAAGGGUGUCAUUAUAAUCUGAAUGAAGUAAAGAGUUUUUGUGAGCCCAUUCUGCUUUUAGUAAUUCCUUCGAUUGUCUUUCAAUCUACCUUGUUCUGCCUUUCUUACUGUUGUUUUGAAGGAAAAUUAUUUGUAGUCUGAUUCAC
This is a messenger RNA of Seriola aureovittata, 2709 nucleotides long. RefSeq names its product E3 ubiquitin-protein ligase TRIM35-like. Bases 368 to 1825 code for a protein of 485 amino acids. The record is from RefSeq and is a predicted model, not a curated record. Gene Ontology annotation, molecular function: zinc ion binding; protein binding. The transcript has a single exon. NCBI's taxonomy places the organism in Eukaryota, Metazoa, Chordata, Actinopteri, Carangiformes, Carangidae.